UCUGAACUCGCAUCACGGUCACUGAGCUCUAAUGUGUGCAACUUGGUGUUGCUGACUGUCACUGUGGAUGAGUAUAGUGACUGGUCCAAGGUGUGAGAUGCAUGUGACGGUGCGUGAGGUCCGUAUCUCCUCGGAGUCAGAGACUUCCUACUUCCUGCGAGUGGAGUGGAGGGGGCGAGACUUAGGCUCUGGCUUCCUGUUACUGCUCACUGAUGGACAGAACGCAUGGAGAGGAGAGGUAUCAGAGGAUGCAGUGAGGGAGGAGGCUGAGGAGUUGGAGAUGCAGACAGAUCGUUACAUCCAGGACCUCCAGCAGGCCUUGACUGGGACCGGACCCUCUACUGACUACAGCUUCACCUUGACCUAUAACCCCGGCCCAAUGGCCAACAUGACCCUGGCCUACGAGAAGGUGCAGAGGGACAUCUCGUUCUGCCUGGGCUCUGUGUUGCUGGGUAAGAUUCCAGAGCCAGUGGAGGAGGUUAGAGCGUUACUGACUCACGGUCUAGAACGUGGAACCGCACUGCAGAACCACAACCACUUACUAAAGGAGGAGAACCACCGACUCAAACAGGAGCUACAACACAUCAAUGCAGAGUUGCAGCGGUUUGUCAGUGGGAAGGAGACACUCGAGUCAGAGCUGUACUCUCGCUUCACCCUGGUGCUGAAUGAGAAGAAGGCCAAGAUACGCAGUCUACAGAAGAAUCUCACACACCUGCAGGAGACCAGGGAAGAGGGAGAGAGCAGCAGUCCAGGGAAGGGAACGAAAAAGACGACAGGACAGACGAGAGAGGGGGAUGAAUAUGAAGCGAGCACUGAUGAAGAGCAGUUACAGCCUGCCUCUAUAGAACCCACCCAGGGGACGUCGCGUAGCCGCAGCCCAUUGGACGACAGUCUGAAUGACAUCACAGACGUGGCGCCCUCCCGUAAACGCCGCUUCCGCCACCUGCAACCUCCUGACACCGUUGCUAAGAGACCGACCUCGGAGCCAGCACAGAAACCGAGGAGGGACCCCCUGCCAUCAUCCAGAGCAGCAGCCAAUAAGGACCAGGCUCCCCAGCAUUCUACUGAUGUCAUUCCUGAUGCUGAGGACCUGUUUGAGGACAUCUGAGUUCUAACCACUCACUCCUCAAUCAAAUUCUUUCCCUCCCUCCCUCCCUCCCUCCUUUCAUCUCUCUCUCCCUCCAUCACUUUCGUCUGUCACUAUCAGCCAGUCCCAACUCUCUUAGAACCCCUUCUCCUAAUUAACCCCUUCGAUGUUUGGAGAUCUGAAAGAUCAGGAUAGGUGUAAACAGUGCGGGGAUGGAGCUUCCAUUCCUUCCACCUUACAGAUCCAAAUGUAAAAGUGUAUUAUUAAUAUCCUGAAUUUGGCAUUCUAUUUAUGGGGAUAAUGGUAACUAAUUCUAAAAUUACAAAGAUCCAAUCAACUAUGGAUAGUAUACCUAGUUUCACUCUGAAAUGGCGUUCUUUGGUCAAAUCAGAUGUCAAUGUAGCCAACAUAAAUCUAACGUGAGUCGGAAUUUACUUUCACAUACACUGUAAAAUAAAUGUAUAUAUAUAUUCAGCGUACAAUUGUAAGGUAACCAUCCAGGCCCGGCUCGAGGAGGACAUGACUGAGGGGAACAUUUUAAAUUCAUGGGGGGGGGACUCUUCGACCCUCCUACCAAGUUACCUUAAUCUGAAGCUACUGAUCUGCACACCGGUGUCAAACUUGUCCGCAGUACGUAUAGGUGCGUUGAUGAACUGCAAUGUGACGCUGAAUUGGAAAAGCUUUGCCAGGAGGGCACGAGCACGCCAGCUCCAAGGAAACGAUGGAGACAACUCUGCGAGAGUAUGUAGUUGAAAGCACAGUUUGCUCAACAAGGCAUUUUUUUAUUUUUAGCAAACAGAAAAUGUGUUUGAAAAAUGUUUCUGCAAGCUCACAAUCCUAUUGCAGCUGGUUGCCUUACAAUUGUACGCUGAAUCAAUAUAUAUAUAUAUUUUUUUAUUAUUUCUUUUAGUGAACAGCUAGUGUUAGAGGAGGUACUUUCAACGAUUCAAUGGUAGUCUACGCGGAUGAGUAUGAAAGUUGAUCGAUGUCUAAAUGUGUUGACAUGAUAGCUCGGCAUAUACAAGCUUGUUUCCAAAGCUAAGUAGGAUACAUAGAGGAGAGCAUGUAGAUGAUAGACUCAUCCUCAAUGAAGUGCAUUACCCCUCAUAUACCAGUAGGAGUCGCUGUUCAGGCAGGAAUUGUUGGGCUGGCUUCACAUUUUAUUUCAAUAUACACUAUAUAUACAAAAGAAUGUGGACACCCCUUCAAAUUCGUGGAUUUGGCUAUUUCAGCCACACCCGUUGCUGACCGGUGUAUAAAAUCGAGCACACAGCCAUGUAAUCUCCAUAGACAAACAUUGGUAGUAGAAUGGCCUGUACUGAAGAGCUCAAUCAUUGGGUGCCACCUUUCCAACAAGUCAGUUCGUCAAAUUUUGGCCCAGCUAGAGCUGCCCCGAUCAACUGUAGGUGCUGUUAUUGUGAAGUGGAAACGUCUAGGAGCAACACCAGCUCAGCUGAGAAGUGGUAGGCCACACAAGCUCGCAGAACAGGACUGGCGAGUGCUGAACCACGUAGCGCGUAAAAAUCGUCUGGGUUUCCAUGGCCGAGUAGCCACACACAAGCCUAAGAUCACCAUGCGCAAUGCCAAGCGUAUGCUGGAGUGGUGUAAAGCUCGCUGCCAUUGGACUCUAGGAGCAGUGGAAACGCUCCUAGAGUCAGUUUAGAUCAUUGUAUUUAAGCUGAAGCUUUACCCUAAUUUCGAUGUUUACAAUGCUUGUUGAAAUGCGAAGAAAACCGUACUAGUUUACUUUUUGCAAAUCCAAAUGUGUUUUCCACGUGGAUUCCACGUCCGUAAUAGGUUGACAUAUGAUGUUGAAACAUUGGUUCCACCAGUGUGUUCCCAGUGGGUUGCUUCUGUCUCUCUGUCCCUCUACACAGGGGUGGCCAACACCUGGUUUUACUAACCAGCCUUGCUAAAACCUGACUGAGCAUGGCAAGGUCCUGGCUCACGUCCUACCCCUUCCUCUACCUAACCUAAGGACCACCAGGACCUUGACAUGUCGCAUCAGGUUAUAGCAAGGCUGGAACAAAAGCCUGAAUAUCUAGCUCUACACCUCUGCACAGCCACCCUUCCUCUACCAUUUAUUACUUCCCGCUCUGCUCUAGCCUCUAUCUCACUAUUAAUCCUCCACCACUCACUCCCGUAUCCUUCUUUAUCACUGUCACUACUAUACAGAGGAAGUCAAGGAGACCGUUAUAUAGAGAGAAGGGAAUUAGACAUAUUUUUUUUGUAGUACACCAUUUAUACAAAUGUAUAAGGCUGUAACAAGGGGAUCUUUUUGUACUCAAUAUGGACAAACAUUAACUGUGUAAAGCUCAGUCUUUGUGCUGUUUUUAGUAUGAUGAAGAGAAGUGUUGGUUCUUUAUGUGUAUGAAACACGAAUAAAGUGUAAUAAAAUGUAGGUUACCAACAUGAA
Molecule: messenger RNA, 3503 nt
Organism: Salvelinus fontinalis (brook trout)
Lineage: Eukaryota; Metazoa; Chordata; Actinopteri; Salmoniformes; Salmonidae
Gene: xrcc4
Product: X-ray repair complementing defective repair in Chinese hamster cells 4
Exons: 8
Coding region: 68-1108 (346 amino acids)
Biological process (GO): positive regulation of ligase activity; double-strand break repair via nonhomologous end joining; immunoglobulin V(D)J recombination
Cellular component (GO): nucleus; DNA-dependent protein kinase-DNA ligase 4 complex; DNA ligase IV complex
Molecular function (GO): DNA binding
Source: RefSeq, a predicted model, not a curated record